CGUAAGACAGAGAGAGAGAAAGAGACAUAAUAGAGAGAGAAAAGGGAGAUAGAGAGAAUAUGGAUAAUAAUUUGCUGCCCACCAAGAUGAGAACACAAAACUGACCUCUCCCUCGCUCAGUUAGAUGUGGGACGCGGUAGGGGGUGGACGUACAUUCUCUCCCUCUCUUCUCCCCCUCAGAAAGACUUUAGUGGAGACAUUGACAAAGAGAGAAGAGUUAGAGCUGCAAGGGAGAGUGGAGUUAGAGGCGUGAAGAGCAGUGUUAGCGUUGAGAGAAGUGGAGGUUAGUGCGAAGAUGUGAUAUUUGUAAGUGAGUGAACACGUGUGGGUAUACUACUACAACUACUACUACUACUACUACUACUACUGUUGGUUAUUAUGUGAUGACGUGACCCGGGAUGACCUGACCUGACCUGACCUGGAGAGAGAGAGAGAAGGAGAAAAAGAAUAAAAGAAAAAAUAGGAAACUAGAAGAAGAAAAGAAGAAAAGGAAAAAGAAAAAGACUACUACUACUACUACUACUACUACUACUACUACUGAUACUACUAUUACAACCAUGGCACACAACACCAAACCACGACUACUACUACUACUACUACAACCACUACUACUACUACUACUACUACCAUCCCCAGCCCAAGCUAGUGACUACUACGAUGUUUAUGACUACGACUACAGCUAUGGAGACGAACGCUUCUUAUACGACGGUGAGGUGCUGGCAGGGGACAACAAGGUACUACAAGCGGCCAGCCAUGUCGUAGCUGCCCCUGCCGACCCCCAGUCCUCCCCUGGCGCCGGCAACCCUGGGGGGAGUAUAGACAACCAGCGCGCCCUGCCAGAGAUGCCCCUUUGCUGCCCUCUCGACACCAUCUAUGAGGUCGGCCAGAACUGUUCAUCACCACCGGCGGGCUGGGAGUGGCGGCCGCAGCUCUCGGGCGAACCAGCCGCCAACUUCAUGUACACUGGAUUCCCCAAGUGCAAGGUUGGGGAGCCCGUUCCGUUCCACCAGAAGGAUGUGUUUUUCAACGAUGGCGAGGCCUUCGUGCCAAACUUCAUCCAGCUGGACCCCAUACCCAAGGAGAAGUACUGUGUGGCCAAGGUGUACGACAGGGCGGACCCCGAGGAGUGUGAGGUCCACCGCACCAAGGUGUUCGUGUGCCUGGAGAAGAAGCAGGAGGAGCCUGGCCUGUACUGGACCGGCGUAGGCAUAGCACACACCCUGCUCUUCCUCACCCUGCUGUCCUUCUUCUCCGUGCGGGACCUGCGGUGCCUGCAGGGCCAGUACAUGAUCUGCUUCCUCAUCUCCCUGCUGGUGUACAACAUCUGCCUCCUGCCCGGCUCAGUCCUCAUCCUCAGCAUCAGUUUUGUCUCCUGCGUUUCCCUCGGUGCCGUCAAGUACUUCUUCUUCUGUGGCGUGAUGCUGUGGUUCAACGUCAUCUGUUUCGACGUGUGGCGGACCAUGAAGAACAGGCAGGACGUAGGGUCGCGCCGCCGUUUCCUCCUCUACUCCGUCUACACAUGGGUGGUUGGUGCGGUGCUGACCACGGCGGUGUUGGUGGUGCCCUACCUCAGCGGCAAGACCCACGACUCAGCCCUCAUGGAGCCCAACACCGCACACUGCAAGCUGAGGACGGACAUCAACAUGAUUCUACAGUUGGUUGAGGUUCUGUUGAUGCUGGUGAACCUGGUCUUCCUGUCCCUCGCUGCAUCACACAUCUGCCGAUACCCCAAAUUUGGCAACGGUCUGCAACGCUGUGAUGCUUCCCUGAGCCUCAAGCAGGGGUGGAAGCUCUACAUCAUUAUGAUCUGCCACACGCUCAUCGACGUACCGGACGACAUCUUCACCAUCAAGGUUGUCGAUCUAUGGCGAUACGUCCUGGUGGAGUCGCUGGCCCUGUUCGCCGUGUUCGCCUACCGCAAGAGUGUUCUCCGCCACCUCCACCAGACUCUAUGCUGCGGACGGUGCUCCCCGCGCGCCCCUGACGAGGAGGAGGCCAACGGAGCCAUCCCGGAGAAGCAUCAGCUGACCACCACGCACUGAAGGAGGGGCUGAAGGAGGGUGUGAUGUAGGAAGGAAGGAAUGAAGGAGAGGGAUGGGAUGAGGAUUUUUUUAGGAAGAUUUGCGUUGUGAAGGAAGGAAAGAAGGAAGGAAAGGAGGAAGGAAGGAAGGAAGAAAGAAAAGAAGAAAGGAAGGAAGGAAGGAAGGAAGGAGGGAAUAUAAGGUUAGUGUAGAGAAUUAAGUAGGUAGAGAGAGAGAGAGAGAGAGAGAGAGAGAGAGAGAGAGAAUGAAGGAGGAAGAGAAGGAGAAAAAGACAAAAAAAAGGAGAAAUUAGACCUUAUAAAAUUAAUAUAGAAAGAGAGAGAGAGAAGGAAGAGGAAGAAGAGGAGGAGGAGGAAGAGGAAGAAGAAGAAGAAUGCAAACUAAAAAAAAGAGGAAAGAAAAAAACAGACCUUAUAAAAUUAACAUAGCAAGAUAGGAAGAGAGAAGAAGGAAGAGGCAGAGGAAGAAGAGGAGGAGAAGGAGGAGGAAGAGCUAAGAGAGAGAGAGAGAGAGAGAGUUACCCCAUGCAUUUAUAUAACUAGAUUCUCAUAUAUUAUUAUUAUUAUUAUUAUUUUUAUUCCCAACAUUAUUUCUGUCAAGUUCCUACGACAUGCAUUUCCGAGUCAGUAAUCUUUUUCUUAAUUCGUUGCAUUUAUAGUCGGGAAAAGUGAGUCUUCCGUGUCCUUACUAGCUCCUGCGAUCCUCUCCCUCUCCGCACCUUUCACUGCGUUUCUUGUGUCGUAGGUCCGUAAGGGAAGGGCGUCAGAUCUCUCGUAGCAAUUCUAGUUAAUUUUUAUGCAUUUGUAGUCAGAAAGUUAAGUUCUCCAUAUCGAUAUCCAAUUCGUAUAGUAUUCCGAUUCUCUCCUUCCUCUCGGCUUGGCUCGGCACACGUCCUUGGUCAUAGUGGCAUAAGAGAAUGGAGUCUUCUAUUUCAUCCACAUCUUACUAAAUUUUUUUUGUAUUUAUUGUCAUCUGAUGUGGAAUAGAUGAGAUCCUCUCCUUCCUCUGAGCUUCCAUUACGCUUCCUCGAUCGUAGUGACAUAAGUGAAGGCCUUAGAUCUCUCGUAACCAUUUCUAGUGACGGGCGGAGAGAAGCCAUAGCAUCAUAACACUAGGGUAUGUUAUAUUAGACCAAGGAUGUCAUAGGGGUUUAAUGUACGUGUGUGUGUAGGUACGUAACAGUGUCGGUGGUACCCUAGAGGCCUUACUGUUGUCAUUACGGAGAGAUGAAUAGAACACAGACAUGACGAGAGGUGUCCAGGUCUCGGUACUCCUCGUAAACCCGCAUUCCGCCCUACGUAACGUGUCCAAACAUGCUCAAACGUGUCGUGGUGUCGUAGCCUAAACAGUCGCAGGUCUUUCAUUCAUACGCGUUGCCAUGACGAUACGGAGUGACCCAGAAAGCAUUGCCAUAUGUACGAGAGGUGUGUGUAGUUUACGUAUAGUUGUUGUUUUUUGUGGUUUUCGGUUACGUAUGAAGCAUUUUUGAGAGUUCGAGUGUAUGUAUUUUCUCUGUAUGCGUUGCCAUGACGAUACGUAGCCACAGAACACAUUGCCAUAUGCCCUAAGCCAGAUUGCCAUACGUCAGCACCUUGUAUUUCCAUGUAUGUCAUUUCAGUGGUGAUGUGUCAUAUGUAUUUCCUAUGUGUUGCCAUGACAGUACGUAGACUCAGAACACAUUGCCAUACACCCUCACAGCCAGACAGAGUAUUGCCAUAAGUCCAAACCUUGUAUUUCCGUAUAUGUCAUUUCGGUGGCGAGGUAUCAUACAUAUCUCCUCUAUGCGUUGCCAUGACAAUACAUAGUCACCAUUGCCAUACGUCCUCACAGCCACAGAAAGCCUUGCCAUACAUUCGAACACUGUAGAUUUACGCGUGAUGCAUUUUUUGGGGGUGUUCGUAUAUCUCGGCUGCCGUGUUCCCAUGACGAUUCAAAGUGACAGACAGCAUUGCCAUACGUCCGAACAGUAUAUUUUUACGUAUAGCACCCGUGUAUGUCGCCUCCGUUACGUAUGAAAGUCCCGUGUAGCUACUCUAAAAUACGUGUGUGAGUGAGGUAUGUCUUCCGUCAGCGUAUGAAGUGAGGGCGUAAUCUGUCCCCCUGCCCCACGCGUAUGCCCAGCCAGAAACGUGUGAAUUUUACCCGUAUUCAAAGUGCCUUUUGGACUGACUCAAUCAUACGUGUUCUGCCAUGGUUUCCGAAUACGUCUGAAGAAUUUUUCGUAUGAUGGAUUUGGAUGACGGACUUGUAUAUUUCCGUGUAUGUGAACCAGAAACGUAUGAAUUCAACCCGUAUUCAAAGUGCCUUUUACGUAUACAUGGACUGACUCAACCAUACAUAUUCUGCCAUAGUUUCCGAACACGUAUGAAGAAUUUUUCGUAUGAUGGAUUUGGACGCAGUGUAUAUUUCCAUGUAUGUGAACUAGAAACGUAUGAUUUUAACCCGUAUUCAAGUGCCUUUUACGUAUACAUGAACUCAGCCAUACGUGUUCUGCCAUGGUUUCCGAAUACGUAUGAAGAAUUUUUCGUAUGAUGGAUUUGGACGCAGUGUAUAUUUCCAUGUAUGUGAACCAGAAACGUAUGAUUUUAACCUGUAUUCAAGUGCCUUUUACGUAUACAUGGACUGACUCAACCAUACAUAUUCUGCCAUAGUUUCCGAAUACGUAUGAAGAAUUUUUCGUAUGAUGGAUUUGGACGCAGUGUAUAUUUCCAUGUAUGUGAACUAGAAACACAUGAUUUUAACCUGUAUUCAAGUGCCUUUUACAUAUACAUGGACUGACUCAACCAUACAUAUUCUGCCAUAGUUUCCGAAUACGUAUGAUGGAUUUGGACGAAGGUAUGAAAUUGACCCGUAUUCAAGUGCCUUUUACGUAUACAUGGACUGACUCAACCAUACACAUUCUGCCAUAGUUUCCGAGUACGUAUGUCCGGCAACUGUGUACAUAGCCUCAAGUAAUUAUUUUUUAUUAUUUUUUUUUUAUAGCAGAGGAGACAGUGCAAGGCCGUAAGAAAAGCCCGCUACUUACAGCUCCUAAUAGCCGUGUGAAUGCCGUAUUAAGUGCCGUGUGAAGUGCCGUAUGUGCUGAAGAUGUCCAAGUGCCUUACGUGUUACGAGUCGUGGGUUUUUUACGUAUGAGAGAUGAGGGAUGAUGACCGUGUAUUCUCGUAGUGGUGCCGUAUGGAGUGUCGAUUACUGUGUGCAUUUUAAUACGUAUGCAGGAGUGACUUUUUUGUGUAUUUCGUAUUUGGGGGAGUUAGGUUAUGUCAUGUAUGGUCACCCCCCCCCCCCCUCCCCUCCUCAUCCCCUCCUUUUUCUCUUUUUUUUCUCUCCAUCUUUCUUUCUCCUUAUUUUUUAUCUCUCUCUUUUUCCUCCUUUCUUUGUUUCUCUCUCUUUUCUUUCCCCCUUUACCAUUUUUCUUCUUUUUUGUCCUCUCUCUCUCUCUCUCUCUCUCUCUCUCUCUCUCUCUCUCUCUCUCUCUCUCUCUCUCUCUCUCUCUCUCUCUCUCUCUCUCUCUCUCUCUCUCUCUCUCUCCGCCUCCCUCCCUCCCUCUCUCUCCUCCCUUCCCUCCCCUCCCUCCCCGUUAGCUUAGUCUCAACACCUACAACAUGUGAUAUAAAGCGUAGGUGAUUUUAGCAUAUUAUUAUUAUCAUUAUUAUUAUCAUUAUUAUCAUCAUUAGGGUCGGUGUCAUGCAUUCCAUAUCUAGGUGCAGUUCCUAUGGUCAGCUUGUGUUAGUGCCUGCCUGGUAUUUGGUGUCACGGUGGUUGGACUUUGUUACGAGGGUUUUUAUGUCGCCUGUAAUUUCGUCUGUAGCAGGGAUGGAGUGUUGGUAUUCAGAUACAUUGGAAUACUGUAUUUUGCUGUAUUUGUAUUUGUAUUUUUUUUUUUUUUUUUUUUUACAGCAAAGGAGACAGCUCAAGGGCACAAAAAAGUAAACAUUAAUAAAAAAAGCCCGCUACUCGCUGCUCCUAAAAAGAAUCCAAAGAAGUGGCUGAAAGAGAGGUCAGUUUCGGGAGGAUUUGAAUUAUUAUUGAUACAAGUUAAAGUAUUAAAACCAUUUCACUGUAUUCGAAUUCAUAUUAGUAUUUGUUGGAAUUUGAAGUAUUCAUAUUGGAACACACAACUCUGGUAUUCACUCCAUGCCUGUUCUAUAGCCAUAACUCUGUAGCCUCUUAUUAAUGUCAUUAUUGUUAUUAUUAUUUUCAUUUUUAUAUUAUUUUUGGAAGUUUUCAGACAGUCUGGGUUAGCGUUUCAGUAUUCUCCUUCUCGCUGUUCACCUCCUUAUUGUUGUAUGACAGUAUUUGUCUGUAGCCAACCUUCUUUUGUAUUGUAUUAUUGUUAUUUUUAUUAGUAGUAGUUGUGUUCCUUUCAUCCGUAGAUUCAUGAGCGUUACGACGUUUGUUUUGCAUUUGUUUUUCUCUCUCGUAUGUGUGUGUGUGUGUGUGUGAGAGAGAGAGAGAGAGAGAGAGAGAGAGAGAGAGAGAGAGAAGAUCCCCUCUCUCUCUCACGUCCAUGACAAAAAAGGUUCAAAAGAAAGAAAGAAAAUUAGAGAAAAAAAAAUAUACUCUGGAUUUCCAUGACAGAGAGAGAGAGAGAGAGAGAGAGAGAGAGAGAGAGAGAGAGAGAUAAUUACAUAGAUUUACAUAGAAAAUCAGACCACACAGACCCCAUGGUCCAGACUAGGUGGUCUGUCCUUAAACCUAAGUGAAUCUACGCUAAUCAGAUGGCUACAAGAGAGAGAGAGAGAGAGAGAGAGAGAGAGAGAGAGAGAGAGAACACAGCCAUGACAAACAAGAAAAUAAGAUUGAAAGACAGUAAUAAAAUCUUGCCAUAAUAGAAUCAAGAAAAUAACAACAACAACAAGUGCCAUAGAAGAAGAAGAAGAAAAAAAAAAAGAAGAAGAAGGGGAAGGAAAAGAAGAAGAAAAGACAAGAAGAAAAUGAAAACUGUGAGUGCCAAGAAAAGCCAUGAAGAAAAAUAAGAGACGAAGAAAAUGAAGAAAAAUAAAUAAAUGUGAAGAAAAGGAAGAAGACAAGGAGGAAGAAGGAAGACAAAAGAAGAAAAGAAAUAAAAGGAGGAAAACAGAAGAAGAAAAAGAAAGAAGAAAAGGAAGACAAAAGAAGAAAAAGAGAAGAAAA
Molecule: messenger RNA, 7178 nt
Organism: Eriocheir sinensis (Chinese mitten crab)
Lineage: Eukaryota; Metazoa; Arthropoda; Malacostraca; Decapoda; Varunidae
Exons: 10
Coding region: 558-2042 (494 amino acids)
Biological process (GO): cell surface receptor signaling pathway
Cellular component (GO): membrane
Molecular function (GO): transmembrane signaling receptor activity
Source: RefSeq, a predicted model, not a curated record